AUGGCACGUUGCGUGGUGUUUGUUUUGCUAGUCGCAGUGACCUUACCCGGUGUGCCGAUGGUACGGGCCAUCUGUACGACUUCAAUAUCCGCCGACCGGGUUGCUGCCUGCGCUUUCAACCCAUUGCUGCUGCUAGUGGAACGCUCCGGCUGGGUACUAUCGAGACAGAAUUGUGGCGAAACAGUCGGCUCGGAAGCGUUCGAGGUGCCACCAAUCAUAUACUUCGACUACACCGAACUAGAGCAUCUUUACACCGUGGUGUUUGUGGCAGAAAAUAUCCAUCAGAGCCCGUCCGAUGAUACGUCCUCCACCGAGCGAUCGUUCUAUUUGCAGUGGCUCGUUGUGAAUAUUCCCGAAUCAUCCCUCGCGAACGGCAUGCGAUACAUUGAUGGUGACACAAUUGUUGAUUAUCUAUCACCCGUGCCACGAUCUGCCGAUGAUGAUGAUGGUGGCGAUGUUGAUGGGCAGCCGACACGCUACGGAUUCUAUCUGUACGAACAGGUUUACGGUACGAUUUAUCCACCGACACCGAGCACCAGGGAGUACUUCAAUUUGGACGGCUGGAUCAGCACAAUCUAUCCCGUGGCUGCCCUCUGCGGUCCGGUUGCAUCGAUCGGAUUCGGAGUUUAG
This is a messenger RNA of Anopheles maculipalpis, 630 nucleotides long. RefSeq lists its product as uncharacterized. Bases 1 to 630 code for a protein of 209 amino acids. The record is from RefSeq and is a predicted model, not a curated record. The transcript has 3 exons. NCBI's taxonomy places the organism in Eukaryota, Metazoa, Arthropoda, Insecta, Diptera, Culicidae.